This is a messenger RNA of Aureobasidium pullulans EXF-150, 1947 nucleotides long. RefSeq lists its product as uncharacterized. The transcript has 5 exons. The record is from RefSeq and is a predicted model, not a curated record. Lineage: Eukaryota; Fungi; Ascomycota; Dothideomycetes; Dothideales; Saccotheciaceae. Gene Ontology annotation, molecular function: protein binding. Bases 1 to 1947 code for a protein of 648 amino acids.
AUGAAGUCGACGUCUAAGCGUCGAGUGAAAGACUCCGGAGUCGCGCCUUCCUACUACUUGGAUACAAUGAUAAGUCGUAGACAUGCGAGACAAUCUUUGACAAGACCAGUAGUGUCGCAGCUAGUGUUAUCACUCGAGGCUGUCACACGUAUCUCGCAUGUCUGGUUGUCAAGCGACGUUCAGUCCCAGCGCCAGUGUGAUUUUGUAUGGCAUAGAAGGCUAGGUUGUUGGCGAUGUAUGAGGAGCGACGUGGUUGUUGCGAAGCGAGAUAUGAAAGAUGAUCCAAAUGGUACGCGAAAUUCGACAGCUCGGCUGCGUGAUCUCAAAAUAUCAUCAUUCCAUUGCUUUUUAACUCGCACCAUGGUCCUGAAUAAACUUCCUACCGCGAUCAUAUCGAACAUCGCCCGGAGACUGUCAGCCCGGAGCGCUGCCUGCUUGUCACUUACCUGUAAGAUCCUUUACCAUGAUCACAAAGACCUGAAGAUAGUCUGGGAGCGCGGCUUCCAUCCAGAGGUGAACCACUGCGGAUGCAAGCAACGAGCCUGGCCCCCAUGUCCACCCCUCAACAUGGUGAACCAUGAGGAAUACCUGUUUCUCCAGAUCCUGGCAAGAGAUCUUCCUGGACGACAACUUUGUGACGUAUGUCAGAAGUUUCAGUAUCAGCAUACAGGAACCAGCGAAGACGAACAGCCAACAAGACAUACGUGUCCGUCUACUUCUCGGAUAUUCAGCAUUGCAAGUGUGCCAAAUGUUGUUUUGCACUUCCAGGAUGUGCAGCGAGUCAUGAACAAGUACCGAUCAGGCGAGCCAUUCGAAGCAGAGAUUCGAAGCAUUUCGACGAAGCAAGAUUGGGCAGUAGGGUCGAUUGCAUAUCCGUGGUCCGACUCACCGCGGAUGCCCCAAAUCACAAAGCUGGACAUCGAACCCAAUGUCAUCAACGGCAAUUUGAUAAUACACACUCGGCAGCACGUGCUUGUUACGGAUGCUAUAAGCGAUGAGCUCGAGAACCGUGUACCCGAUUUUACUCUCGGGAGAUAUGUCGUCGGCUCUGUGCGCGCUUGCUCGCACUAUGGAUGCUCUCGGCAGAUCAUAGAAGCCAUUGACAAGGCUGUCACAGGUCUUGAAUCAACGGUGCUUCGGGAUCCGAUGGCUCGUACCUCUCGACGCCCAUUCAUGUGCCCAUGUUGUCUUACUGAGGCCACACUGGCAAUCUAUCAUCAUCCUGAACAAGGCUUCGAGAUCAUAUUGAGAACGUGGACUAACCUGGGCCCAUGUGAGUGGGGCUAUCAAGUAGGCUGGCGUAUCGCGUCUUUGAAAGGCUAUUACAAGUAUACCUGGACGAAUCUGGACCGAGCUAUACAGCAAGGGAAAGCUAGCCUAGGGUACCCCAGCGAGCACGAUCAUCAAUGGGUGAACACAGGUGCUAGAGCACCACCGCAAGCCAUGAGACACCCGCUAUGGUCAGAUCCAAAUAUAGGACUUGAGGUUUUGAUCUGGAUAAUAGGCUGCUUUGCUUGGAUUUAUGCUAUGGUCACAAGAAAGACCGUCAUCGAUCCAUACAUUACAUCUGACAAAGAAGCCAUGUACUUCCGACACACCAGAUCACCAGUUCCAUCUCAAGCUCUCUUGAGAACAACGCGAAGUGCUACAGUUCAAGCAAGAAAGACACCCGAGUUCCAACCUGCCGCAAGGCUUCUUGACGAUCCUCCUACCUACAGAUCCCUGGAUGCACCGCCAGCAUACGAAACAUUCACAUCACCACGAGUCACAGAGAUCAGACAGCCGGAAAUUUCCAAAGGCGGAACAUCCGGUGUUUCUUGCGAAGAUGCUUCCUCUCCGAUGAGUAGUAAUGAAAAAUUGAACGGGCGACACGGGUGGAAGUCAAAGUUGAGAAGGUGGAGGAACCGUAAACAAGAACGGGCAGGCUAUAAAUCACACGUCGAUUAA